UAAGCGGAUACGGCAGAAGUUUUGGGGCCAGACACAAGACUUCCAAGUUUGAAUGGGCAGCGCAAAACCCAGGCAAGUUUUCCGGUAGUGCCGCCGACCUCUGUCAGGCUCAGAAGACACAGCGAGAACCGUGAGCAGUUACGAAAUCCUAAAACACUGAGCUCGCGUCCUGCCAGGCAGCAGACGCACAAACCUACGCCUCCGAGCGAUCCCUGGAGGUCCCGCCCACUCUUGUCUCCAGAGCCUGCUGGAGGUCUGGAAGAGGAGGGGCGAAAGGUGAGGAGGGCAGUAUGCGCAUGCGCGCUCAGGACCCAGUCAGUGAGCCAAUAAGGAAUCUCGCGAGUGUUGAAAGUCGGUGGCGUAGGUCGUCGUCCUGGAUGCUGGCGAAAUAGAUGAUAUCUGCCAGAGGAAGAGGAGGAGGCGGCGAAGCGUUUUCCCAGCCUCAGUCUCUCUUUCGUUUUCCUUUUCCCUUCCCCCAACCCUCCGCCCUUCUCUAAAUCAGCCCGCCUUCCUUGACCUCAGUGACCCGCCUGGCCCCGCCCACCCGCGUCGACGUGAUUCCCGCCGUGAGGUAAGCGCCGGUGGAACCUAGAGCCCGGCGGAAGAGCAGAACGUUUGGGAGUGUGCAGCUCCUGGGCCCGGCUCAGGCCCGUCGCGGAGGCGGGGCGCGGGGGAGCGCUCCGGUGGGAGUCUCGCUCCUCCACCAGUUUAUUGCGACGUAGCAUCCAGGCCUAGGCCUCCCCGUCCAUCCCCGCCGGACUCGGCCUCUAGCAGCAGCGGGUGACGCAGACGGAACAUCAUGUCGUCCGCGGCCGAGCCUCCGCCACCCCCGCCUCCCGAGAGCGCGCCUUCCAAGCCCGCAGCCUCGACCGCCAGCGGCGGGAGCAACAGCAGCAACAAAGGCGGCCCCGAGGGCGUCGCGGCGCAGGCGGUUGCGUCUGCGGCCAGCGCUGGUCCCGCAGACGCCGAGAUGGAGGAAGUAUUUGAUGAUGCGUCACCUGGAAAGCAAAAAGAAAUCCAAGAACCGGAUCCUACCUAUGAAGAAAAAAUGCAAACUGAUCGGGCAAAUAGAUUCGAGUAUUUAUUAAAGCAGACAGAACUGUUUGCACAUUUCAUUCAACCUGCUGCUCAGAAGACUCCAACUUCACCUCUGAAGAUGAAACCAGGGCGCCCACGAAUAAAAAAAGAUGAGAAGCAGAACUUACUAUCCGUUGGCGAUUACCGACACCGUAGAACAGAGCAAGAGGAGGAUGAAGAGCUAUUAACAGAAAGCUCCAAGGCAACCAAUGUUUGCACUCGAUUUGAAGACUCUCCGUCAUAUGUAAAAUGGGGUAAACUGAGAGAUUAUCAGGUCCGAGGAUUAAACUGGCUCAUUUCUUUGUAUGAGAAUGGCAUCAAUGGUAUCCUUGCAGAUGAAAUGGGCCUAGGAAAGACUCUUCAAACAAUUUCUCUUCUUGGGUACAUGAAACAUUAUAGAAACAUUCCUGGUCCUCAUAUGGUUUUGGUUCCUAAGUCUACAUUACACAACUGGAUGAGUGAAUUCAAGAGAUGGGUACCAACACUUAGAUCUGUUUGUUUGAUAGGAGAUAAAGAACAAAGAGCUGCUUUUGUCAGAGACGUUUUAUUACCAGGAGAAUGGGAUGUAUGUGUAACAUCUUAUGAAAUGCUUAUUAAAGAGAAGUCUGUGUUCAAAAAAUUUAAUUGGAGAUACUUAGUAAUAGAUGAAGCUCACAGGAUCAAAAAUGAAAAAUCUAAGUUGUCAGAAAUAGUGAGGGAAUUCAAGACUACAAAUAGACUAUUAUUAACUGGAACACCUCUGCAGAACAACUUGCAUGAGCUGUGGUCACUUCUUAACUUUCUGUUGCCAGAUGUGUUUAAUUCAGCAGAUGACUUUGAUUCCUGGUUUGAUACAAACAACUGCCUUGGGGAUCAAAAACUAGUUGAGAGGCUUCAUAUGGUUUUGCGUCCAUUCCUCCUUCGUCGAAUUAAGGCUGAUGUUGAAAAGAGUUUGCCUCCAAAGAAGGAAGUAAAAAUCUAUGUGGGCCUCAGCAAAAUGCAAAGGGAAUGGUAUACUCGGAUAUUAAUGAAGGAUAUAGAUAUACUCAACUCAGCAGGCAAGAUGGACAAAAUGAGGUUAUUGAACAUCCUAAUGCAGUUGAGAAAAUGUUGUAAUCAUCCAUAUCUCUUUGAUGGAGCAGAACCUGGUCCACCUUAUACAACAGAUAUGCAUCUAGUAACCAACAGUGGCAAAAUGGUGGUUUUAGACAAGCUGCUCCCUAAGUUAAAAGAACAAGGUUCACGAGUACUAAUUUUCAGUCAAAUGACAAGGGUAUUGGACAUUUUGGAAGACUAUUGCAUGUGGAGAAAUUAUGAGUACUGCAGGUUGGAUGGUCAGACGCCCCAUGAUGAGAGACAAGACUCCAUCAAUGCAUACAAUGAACCAAACAGCACAAAGUUUGUUUUCAUGUUAAGCACGCGUGCUGGUGGUCUUGGCAUCAAUCUUGCGACCGCUGAUGUAGUAAUUUUAUAUGAUUCUGAUUGGAAUCCCCAAGUAGAUCUUCAGGCUAUGGAUCGAGCACAUAGAAUUGGGCAGACCAAGACAGUCAGAGUGUUCCGCUUUAUAACUGAUAACACCGUAGAAGAAAGAAUAGUAGAGCGUGCUGAGAUGAAACUCAGACUGGAUUCAAUAGUCAUUCAACAAGGGAGGCUUGUGGAUCAGAAUCUGAACAAAAUUGGGAAAGAUGAAAUGCUUCAAAUGAUUAGACAUGGAGCAACACAUGUGUUUGCUUCAAAGGAAAGUGAGAUCACUGAUGAAGAUAUCGAUGGUAUUUUGGAAAGAGGUGCAAAGAAGACUGCAGAGAUGAAUGAAAAGCUCUCCAAGAUGGGCGAAAGCUCACUUAGAAACUUUACAAUGGAUACAGAGUCAAGUGUUUAUAACUUCGAAGGAGAAGACUAUAGAGAAAAACAAAAGAUUGCAUUCACAGAGUGGAUUGAACCACCUAAACGAGAAAGAAAAGCCAACUAUGCCGUUGAUGCAUAUUUCAGGGAAGCUCUUCGUGUUAGUGAACCUAAAGCACCCAAGGCUCCUCGACCUCCAAAACAACCCAACGUUCAGGAUUUCCAGUUCUUUCCUCCACGUUUAUUUGAAUUACUGGAAAAAGAAAUUCUGUUUUACAGAAAAACUAUUGGGUACAAGGUACCUCGAAAUCCUGAGUUGCCUAAUGCAGCACAGGCACAAAAAGAAGAACAGCUUAAGAUUGAUGAAGCCGAAUCCCUUAAUGAUGAAGAGUUAGAGGAAAAAGAGAAGCUUCUAACACAGGGAUUUACCAAUUGGAACAAGAGAGAUUUUAACCAGUUUAUCAAAGCUAAUGAGAAGUGGGGUCGUGAUGAUAUUGAAAAUAUAGCAAGAGAAGUAGAAGGCAAAACUCCAGAAGAAGUCAUUGAAUAUUCAGCUGUGUUCUGGGAAAGGUGCAACGAGCUCCAGGACAUAGAGAAGAUUAUGGCUCAGAUUGAAAGGGGAGAGGCGAGAAUUCAAAGAAGAAUAAGCAUUAAGAAAGCACUUGACACAAAGAUUGGACGGUACAAAGCACCUUUUCAUCAGCUGAGAAUAUCAUAUGGUACUAACAAAGGAAAAAACUAUACUGAAGAAGAAGAUCGUUUUCUGAUUUGUAUGCUUCACAAACUUGGAUUUGACAAAGAAAAUGUUUAUGAUGAAUUGCGACAGUGUAUUCGCAACUCUCCUCAGUUCAGAUUUGACUGGUUUCUUAAGUCCAGAACUGCAAUGGAGCUCCAGAGGAGAUGUAAUACCUUAAUUACUUUGAUUGAAAGAGAAAACAUGGAACUAGAAGAAAAGGAGAAGGCUGAGAAAAAGAAACGAGGACCAAAGCCUUCAACACAGAAACGUAAAAUGGAUGGAGCACCUGAUGGUCGAGGAAGAAAAAAGAAGCUGAAAUUAUGAAUAUGUUUUUGUUUCAUAAUCACUAACUUUAAACCAGUAGUUCUUUAAUUUACGGGUCUUCAUAAGAUGUACUGUACAAUGCUCAAUUGUUAUGUCAUUUAAAGACAUCAGGUUCAUCUGUUUACUGAGCUAGAAACAUAGUAUGUAGUUUCACUUUUUUAAAUGCAACAGCUGUGCUGAAAUUUUUUUAUCAUUAACACUUGAAGUAAUAAAAUAGGCUUCAUUUAUUACUGAGUGUUUCAUUUGAUUUAUUUUUCUAUUGUAGUUCCAUUUGUGAAGAUUGUAACUUUUUGUUUAUUAGCUAUGAUUUCUACACUUGAAAGGCUUAAAAACAAGUUAAAAAGAAAAUUGCAAAUAACAUUUGUCCCUUUCAGUCUUCACCUAGUUGUGUAAUUAUUUUAAUUCACUUUGCCUUUGCAGAAAUUUGGGUAUUUUCUUUGUAGUGCUAUUGAGUCUCAUCUGGAAAGAUGAUAUAAAUUGCAUUCUCCUUGCUUAUGUGGGUAGAAUGGGAAAAGAAGGCAAGACAAAGUAUACUUAAAUUCUAUGCAUAUUUCUGUUAUGCUUUCUGUUUUUUUUAGUUGAUUCUGAAAUGAAUUUGCCCUAUUCUUUUGAAAGAAUGGCCUUUUAGUUGUAUAGCCAAAGACAUUUAGUAUUUUCUGGUUCCUUAAGGUAUUACUGUACCAUUUUGUAAAAGGAAUAUUAUUAUUAUUAUUUUUAAUUAUUUGGUAAAUGUUUUGUCAUAUGACCUUCUGAAGCAGCCACAACUUAGAUAAUGUCAGAACCAAGGUGAUUUUUUUAAUUUUGAAAGCCCAGCCAAAAUGAGAUGUGAAUUUGUCAUACUGUUACAUUGAAAUUGGUAACAAAAUAUAUCCCCUCCCAUUUUGAGUUUUAGGGUAAAUGAAAAUUUUAUUGUAUUUUAAAGUAAUUUCUAAGUGUUAGCAAGACUGACUAUAAUUCCAGUUUCUGUUUUCUGUGGAUAGACUUGAUAAACUGGAGACCCUAAAGUGGGAAUACCCAAAUUAUAGUGUCAGGAUUUUAGCUGUACCAGAGGCCUUUAUGUGCUACACAUAAUUUGUAUAAAAUUUUAUAUGUGCAGAUUGGGUACAUAAACAGUUCUCCAUUUUUCUAAGGGAAUGCAAUAAAUGUAGCAUCGUGAAUAAAUAUAACUUUUAUAAUCCGUAAA
Molecule: messenger RNA, 5141 nt
Organism: Symphalangus syndactylus (siamang)
Lineage: Eukaryota; Metazoa; Chordata; Mammalia; Primates; Hylobatidae
Gene: SMARCA5
Product: SNF2 related chromatin remodeling ATPase 5
Biological process (GO): nucleosome organization
Cellular component (GO): nucleus; chromatin
Molecular function (GO): ATP binding; nucleosome binding; ATP-dependent chromatin remodeler activity
Source: RefSeq, a predicted model, not a curated record